Rotaria socialis is the source of this 1428-nucleotide messenger RNA. Lineage: Eukaryota; Metazoa; Rotifera; Eurotatoria; Philodinida; Philodinidae. The record is from the annotation of a GenBank genome assembly.
AUGAAUCCAACGUCGUCAUCAUCGGUGGCGCCAGUACUGGCUGAUUAUCAUAAAAAAGCUACAAGUUUACAUUCGAGAAUAUUAAAAAAUGAAGAAGAACGUAUCGAACUCGAGCGUAAACUACGUUCAUUAUCGAGCAUUGAUACACGUUUAAAACAACGACAGCAAGUCGAAGAUAUUCAAGCAUAUUUUACACAACUCAAUCAAGAAUCUCAACGAGCACAACAGCGGAAUUCAAGUUUACUGAAUGAUUUAACGCAUGCUGAACAUAAUUUGAAUCAAUUACGUAUUGAUGCUGAACAAUUGAUACAUUUGAAAAAUGAUUAUUUACAAUAUUUAGAAUCUAGUUAUCCAAAUAGACAAAAAAAUCUAUCCCCACGAAGGAGUACAGAUAUUAGCAAUACUCGAGAUGAUUUUGAUCGUUUACGUCAACAACAACAAGCUGAUGGAAAUCUUCGUUAUACAAUACCAAAUGCAACACAUCAAUUGGAUAGUAUGGAUACUUCUAUGUUAUACAAGCGUUAUGAAGAUCAUUUAAAAGUUGGCUUAGAUCGUACGAAUUUAUCUACAGCAAAUAAUGAAUUAAAAAAUGACCAUCAUCAAGAUGAUCCAUCAACAUCGGAUAUAUCAUCGAAUACAUUUUCACGUUCGAAACGUACAGGUUCACUUCGAAUGGAAUUAAAUCGUUCGGGCCUUUUUUUUCUAUUGGAUUAUAUUGAAAAAGAAUUAAUUGAUACUAUUGAUAAAAAGAAAUUCUAUCGUCAUGAUCCACCAACAAUAACACAAAAACGUACAAUACUCGAUAUAGCUAAUGAACAACAACAAUAUGCCGUCAAAGAUCUCGAUGCAACAACGGCAUCCAUGGUUGUGCUUGAUCAAUUGCCAUCAACAAUACGUCGUAUAACGAUUAAUAAAUGUUUACUAACAGAAGAUAUACUUUCAGCUAAUAUAAGAGAUUUAGAUAAAGAUAUUGUAGCAAAAAUGUUACCUGAACAAGAUCGUUUAUUAUGGACAAGAUUAAUCGAUCAUUUUACACGAUUAUUAAAAUUACAUAUCAUGAGUUCACAAACGUUAGCAAAUAAAUUUGCGCCGGCACUAUUACCAAGUAGUUCGAUUUAUUUACAUGAUAAAUCGAAAAGUCUAUUAAAACAUGUUGUUGAGAAAAUUGUUGGAAUACAACAUUCAAGUUCCGAUGAUGAUACAUCGACAGAUAAACGACAACCAUUACAACCGGCGACUAAAACAAAUACAAAUUCAUCAUCGUCAUGGUUGAAUAAAUUAAAGUCAGGUGGAAUUAUGGAUGAUGACGACGAUGAAGUAUCAUCGCCAUUGGCGCCAAAGAAACAUCUUAAAUCGACUAGUUCAGCAUCAACAACACCGAGAACAAAUGUUAAUGAAGAUGAGAGUGAUUUAGAAUUUUAUAGUUAA